This is a messenger RNA of Leptinotarsa decemlineata (Colorado potato beetle), 2056 nucleotides long. Its product is annotated as carbohydrate sulfotransferase 11. Gene Ontology annotation, molecular function: sulfotransferase activity. Gene Ontology annotation, cellular component: membrane. Lineage: Eukaryota; Metazoa; Arthropoda; Insecta; Coleoptera; Chrysomelidae. Gene Ontology annotation, biological process: carbohydrate biosynthetic process. The record is from RefSeq and is a predicted model, not a curated record.
UAUUUUCUCGUCUUCAUCUCUUCAUAUAUACGAUAGGUGGCACAGUGGUCUCCUCAAAAGUGUUCUGGUUUAAACAAGUGUUCGAGACUAUUUCGGACUGUUUGAUAUUUUUUGUUUGUACGCACAUGCGCAGUUUCCAAACGUUUUGGGAUGUUAGUUAACUUAACAUCCGAAACUGUCGAUUUUGGGAUGUUAGAACCAGAACAAACCUGUAGUAGUUUGUGUUGUGUACUGUUUAGUGAUUGAAGUAGAAUACUUACUAUUUAUUUAAUUACUAGCACAAAUAUAUCAUAUUACUAAGAAAAAGAUUCUGUAGUGUACUCAAACUCCGAAUAAAAUUGCACUGAAUUUUGUUGCCGAAUUUUGCACCGAAUAAAAUUGCACAUUUCAUUUGUCAAAUGAAAUACGGUGAACCAGGUAAUAAAUGCUAAACGUUUACGUUUGUUGAUAAAUAGGAAUGGAAGAAAACGUAGCACAGGAAAACAAACCAAGUUUAGAGGAGGAAAUAGAUAAACUCUCACAUGAAGAUAUCUUGGAAAUAAGUCAGAGUAGCUUAAGAAGAUUAAUCACUGCCGAUCCCUUGCUAAGCGAUUUACCUGUGGAUGUCACUCUUGAAGAAGUACUGGCUCAAAUAGCUGUGGCACAGGGACAAUCCAUUACAGUAAUAGUCACAAGAUAUUCAGAAUCAUCCUUACAUGUUGUAAUUCCACACAAAGGCACCACAGUACUAGACCUCAAAAAAGCCAUUACACGAACCUUCACUUUGAAACAACAACGACAGAGAAUAAAAACUAAAAUCAGUUGGAAAUAUGUGUGGGGAACAUUUAACCUUCAAAAUGUACAGAACGGUCUUGUUAUGAGAAAUGACAAAAAAGAAGUCUCUGAAUAUGGAAUUGCCAAUAAAUCUGAAAUCAGGUUUGUGAAAAGGUUAAGGAAAGAAUCUUCACGCCCUGAGACAUGCUGACUAAGAAUGUUUAAUAUAUAUUUUAAAAUAAAAUUUGGAUCACUGAUAGCACUACUUAUCAUACCAACGGCAAUUCCCGAAGGAGGAAAAUAUCAAUAUCCAUGGCUUGAACAGAUUUCUAGGCAAGAACAACUAAUGCUUGGUUGUGAUAAUAUAUCCAAAAUGUCUAGAAGUUUCAACACUAGUAGUUUAGAUCAUAUUCUGGUUGAUCAUAAACAUAAGCUAUUAUAUUGUUAUGUUCCCAAGGUAGCUUGUACUAACUGGAAAAGGGUGUUGAUGGUUUUGACAGGUGAAUCCAAUGCAACAAACCUUAUUGAUAUUCCAGCUUCACUAGCUCACUCAGAAAAUUCAUCACUGAAAUUAUCACAACUAGAUUUACCUCAAGCUCAGUCUUGUUUAAAAGAUUACACUAUUUUCCUGGUAGCAAGGCAUCCUUUUGAACGACUGCUCUCUGCAUAUAGAAAUAAAUUUAUGGAUAGUUUGCCAAGUUCUAAAUACUUCCAGUCAAGGUACGGACGACACAUCAUAAGAAAAUAUAGGCCCCAUGCAACUAUAUCAGAUAUCAAAUCUGGAGCUAACGUAACAUUUCGAGAAUUUGUGCUUUAUCUUCUGAAGGAGGGUGCUUUUUCUAACGAGCAUUGGACACCUAUCUAUAACCUCUGUCUACCAUGUUCUCUGAACUAUACAUUUAUUGGACACUAUGAAACCAUUUCAGAGGACGCAAAAACUAUUUUGAAUAUGGUAGGAGCGCCUCCAAUUACCUUUCCUGUUACUAGGUAUGGGCACACCAAAGAGAGGCUCAAAUAUUAUUUCCAGCAACUGUCAAUUCAUGACAUUAAAGCUUUAUAUAAACUUUAUGAACCUGAUUUUAAAUUGUUUGGAUACGGGUUAGAAGAUUUAUUAGGUUAUGAUUUAGCUUAAGUGAGAUAUUUUAGCAUUAUUGGGCAUUACUAUCUCUAGAAAUACUUCAUUGUUUAAAGCUCUGAAUUUCAGAUGCUUUUGAUCAUUAUAUUUAGUAUUAAAAUAACCCACAGUAAAGUUUGUUUGACAAUUCAUAUCUGGGCGAGAAUAUAAAGAUGAUAAUAACAUGGA